CCCGGAUAUGACAGAAAUAUCAGUAGAUUGAAUGACCCUGGGGUGAUACAGGUGCAUCGUGCUUCUACAUUGUAGUAAGAUUUCUACGUCUACUAAAGAGCACACUACACGUCAAGUUUGUGCUGCUUUGUCUCUACUUCGAGAAGAACUCACUUGCUGUUUCUAAAUGUGCCUGUUAUGUCUGGGACUGAAAUUCUUUUGCAGCACGAGGACAGAAUUUUGGAAGAGGGUGUGGCCCGGUCAGCUCCAGCAAAGACCCGAAGCAAGCUAAAGUCUAGAAAAGAUAUCCUUUCUCCGUCAGAGCAACUAAGAAGAGGGCGCUAUGAACAUCAUGAUGAUACGUAUGUCGACGCCUGCCAACUUCCAUUGAUUGACUGCAGAAGUCUUUGUUGCAGGGAAGUCUAUGUCAACUUGCUGCAGCUGCGAGAAGAAAUUGCGAUUUCAUCACGAAGGGCUUCUUACGAUGAUGAAAUCGAUGACGAAAACGAACCGUAUGAGACAGAUUUGGAACAUUUACAGGAUGUCAGAAAUGCAGUGAAACAUCUGAGAGCCGUUCCUGUAUUCAUGAAAAACAAACUCGAAAUCUUACAACUUGCCCAAGAGCUUGAGUCCAAAAAAAUGGAUCACUUGUCGAAGUUUGACAACUGGAAGUAUACCUCUCACAAAUGGAAAGAAAAUACUGCACAGUUUUUGUAUGCUAUUGUGAAGUUUGUGACUCCAUGGCAGUCUUUAAUUGCGAAGACAGAACAUCGCUUGGGAUCUGGAGUAGCUUCAUACUUUGUUUUUCUUCGUUGGCUGUUGGGACUGAACCUCUUCAUGUUUCUUCUCCUAUUAGGAUUUGUGAUUCUACCGCAGGUGAGAGCCCUCGAUUUAAUUGGUUACCCUCUGGGUGUGCACACGUUUACAGAAAGCUUACAUUUAUGCAAACAGGCACUGGUAGGAGAGGGUCUAAUGGUUUCAGAUGCACUAACUGAAGUUGAUGGCGUGUCUAAAUUGUCAUACAUUGUGGAUGGCAAGGGAUAUCUUAUGGAGUUUUCCCUUUUGUUUUAUGGCUAUUAUGACCACAAGUCUCUCGAGAUAACACCAGGUGUUGGAGUAUAUAAUUUACCUCUGGCAUUCUUGUUGACUACUGGUGCGAUUCUUGUUAUUUGUUUUGUGCUCGUAUCAAGAAAGUUGUUGAAAAAGGACAAAGUAGUCUUUGCUGCUCGACAGAGUUUUCCAUGUACGUGGCUGACAUUAUGUAGCUGGGAUCAUAACAUAGCAGAAUCAACAGUAGCCAAAUACCGAAAACGUACAGUUGUUGACAGCUUGAAGAAUACAGUAACAGCAGACGAGUUGUUGGAAAGAAGCAAAAAGUGGCAACUGUACUUGGUUCGGAUUGUUACCAAUGUGAUUGUCGUGCUCCUUUGUACAAUCAGUGUAGCCGCUGUGUACUUUACUAUAAGCAGUGCCACGUGCCUUUUACAAGCAACAAGUGGAGCAGACCUGACCGUUUACUUCCGUAGUGGACUAGGAGCAUUUCCUCAGUUUUUCUCUGUGUUGAGAGUUCCUCUAGUUGUUAGUGGCUUGAAUCUUGUGUUGCCAGCCGUGUUUGAGUACAUAGCUCAACAAAACUGGGAACGACUUCAUCCCAGAAAUAGACUACUUCUGACGUUUGGAAGAAGUUACAUUAUCUAUCUUGCCAAUUUUGUUGUUGUAUUAGUAACUUUGUCAACACAUCUGAAAUCACCUUCUCAAGCUAAAGAUAUUGAUGGCACUAGUUGCUGUGUGGAUACUGCAUCUAAUACAUUUCCUGUGCUGCUUGAUUUUCCUAGUUGUGCUCACCUUGCAACUGGAAGUGUGUCCGAAGAUAAACUUGUCCAUCUUUCAAAUCUUUGCUGGAACAAUAUAACAUCUACAUCCUCUAGCUCUGAUAUUAUCAAUUUUUUCCCUUGCUUAAACAUGCUUGGACCUGACAGUGGAAACUUAUCUCAUUGCUGGGAGACCGUUAUUGGCCAAGAAUUGUUUCAGCUGCUUAAUGUUGAUAUUCUUAUUGAGAUUUGCAUUGGUAUCUUAGUUCUUGAAUGGGGACGAGCUUUUCUUGUAUCUACUGAUGGGUUCCGUUGCUGUGGGAAGCUGGCAGCAUGGAUUGGAUAUUCUUCAUUUCACACUUCAGAAAAUGUUCUGACCCUGACUUACAAACAAGCAAUUGUUUGGUUGGGCUUCUUUUUUUGCCCUUUUCUUCCUGGUAUUGCCUUACUAGGGAUGUUCAUUCUCUUCUUCUUACGUCUGAUGUCAACUCGCGUGGCUGUUAGACCUUGGCAAGUCUUUAGAGAGAUUCGACACAGCACAAGAAGAUUUUAUAUGCAGGCAUUGUUUUCCAUGCUUAUUGUUGACUUUUGUGCCGUUGGGUACAUCAUUGUUGAGAAAUCACCAUCUACAAACUGUGGACCAUUUAGGAGCUUGCAUUCCAUGGCAGACAUUUUAGUACAAGUGAUAGAAACAUGGCCCUCAUGGUUGGAGACUGUGAUUACAUUUUUCAAGUCUAUAGCAACUGUGUCUCUUAUUAUCCUCAUUUUAUGUUUCCUAGGAUACUAUCAAUGGCAAACUGCUGCUGCAUACAAGAACUUUCAAAAGGAUCUACUCUAUCAGAUGAAAGUGUUGAGAAACAAGAUACAAUCCCAACAAGGUGUAUCAAAUGAGCAAACAUUGCCAAGUCCAAGAAGUUUUGUUUCAAUCACAACACCAGAUGGUCAAGUGAAUCAACUUCAGCUUCCUCGCGUUCUUCCUCCUAUCAGUGAUGUAAAACUUAGAAAUAGAAGAGACCAGAAGAAACAACCACAACUAAAUAGUGCAACUGCAGUUGCUUCAGCACAACACUUGCAAUCACAGGAAGAGAACGUAAUGUCAAGACAACCCAAACGUAACCCAGUCAAAGAAGCUAAGCCAAGAGAAGCUAAAUCAAAGGAGUUACAGAACAAGAAGAGAUCAUCAUAUCAGAGGACACCUUCAAUUGCUACUACUGACAAUGCAAGCGAACCUGCUCAAGAGUUUGAAUAUUUCAAUUCUGGGUUUGAUGAUUUAUAUGCACGCCUGGAUAGUGCUGAACAGGAACAGUUAAAGUGGCCACAGUUAAAGAAGACAGGAGGACAUGGCAGGAAUCCAAAAUCUGCUAUCCCUGCAACAUCUCAGUCAUAUUCUCACGUACAGGUGCCUAGUUACAUGCUGGGUACACAAGGUGAUCCAUAUCAAGAUGACUAUAAUCGGCCUGCUAGUUUCUGGACCACUUUGGGACAGAAUGAGAACUAACAAUCUUUGUGGGCAGCGUUGUUUCAUUACUAGUUUAGAAUAAAUAAAUAUAUGCAUGUUGCUGUGCCUAUUCAUGCUUUGAAGAAAGGAUGUGAAGCUACAAGUUGUAAGUUCAUAAUUAUAUCAUCAUUCUUGUGAAGAAGCAAAUAA
This is a messenger RNA of Corticium candelabrum, 3438 nucleotides long. Its product is annotated as transmembrane channel-like protein 3. NCBI's taxonomy places the organism in Eukaryota, Metazoa, Porifera, Homoscleromorpha, Homosclerophorida, Plakinidae. Gene Ontology annotation, molecular function: mechanosensitive monoatomic ion channel activity. The record is from RefSeq and is a predicted model, not a curated record. The coding region runs from base 178 to 3288 and encodes 1036 amino acids. Gene Ontology annotation, cellular component: plasma membrane. The transcript is spliced from 19 exons.